Molecule: messenger RNA, 1930 nt
Organism: Lactuca sativa (garden lettuce)
Lineage: Eukaryota; Viridiplantae; Streptophyta; Magnoliopsida; Asterales; Asteraceae
Source: RefSeq, a predicted model, not a curated record
GUGCACAAGUUAAUGCCUCUUCGUCCCUCAUUUUAUAUUUUCUUUAACGCUAAGGGUUUACAUGUCUACCACUUUCCAUUUAAUAUGGAUAUCACAAAAGAGAGAGAAGAUAUGGAAGAGAUUAAUCAUUUUAGUCAUAGCCAUCCGUUAAAGUUGGUCAACAUGGAGACAAUUCUAGGUGCUAAUUUUGAUAGCCGUGGUGGUGGUGGUGGUGAAGAGAAAGAGAAACCAGGUGUAAUUGGUUGCUAUGCAUGUCAAAACCCUAUAUCAAGUGGCUUUGCAUAUGGUUGCACUCAAUGUCGUCAUUUUAUGCAUAAAAAAUGCUCACAAGUUGCGGCUGUUCUCAAUCUUCCUUCGAUAUAUGAGCAUCCUCUAACGGUAUUCGAUUUCGGAUAUACAAAAUCCGCAUCCUGGUCGUGUUAUGUUUGUCGCAAUCAAUGUAAAAUUAAGGGGUUUUGUUAUUGCUAUAGCACUCACACUGUAUUUAAUGCUUGCAUCGAUUGUUGUCUUAUUGAGAUUGCUCGCAAGGCAGAAGCUGAUGCUAUCAAGGAGGCGGGAAGGAUCAAGAUUGAACACAAUGGCCAUCCACAACACAUUUUAACCCUCCAAUUAAGGUCUGCUUCAUUUCGGUGUGAUGCUUGCAACACUAAGGAUGAAGGCUUCUUCUAUCUUUGUGAUAGUUGUGAUUUCAUGAUCCACAAGACUUGUGCUUCCUUAGCACCUACAAUCCAACUACCCCAUCACCCCAAUCACGAACUUGUUCUCAUCUAUUCGCUUCCAGAAAAAGUCUUUAAAUUUGCAUAUUAUUGUGAAUUUUGCAGCAUAUACAUCCGACGGAAUGACUGGCUGUAUCAUUGUGCCAACUGUAGAUAUUUUGCCCAUAUCAAGUGUGCCCUAACUGCAGAACAACCUUGUAUUCAAAGAGAUGGUCCGAGUACUUCUACAGUUGAUGAGGAUGAAAAUGGCUUGCUACAUUUUCCCAUGUUAGAUGAAUUUACAGAUCCAUUAAAACUACUACAUUCUGAAAAAUUGACUCAAGAUGAUGAUGAUGAAAAAACUGAGCAUCAGCAUUGGAGUCAUGAACAUCCAUUAAUCCUUCAUGUCCAACCUCAACCUAACAGCAUGUCUGAUUGUAGUGAUCCAAUAGAGGUAUGUCACGGGUGUGUACAACCCCUCUCCCUUCCGUACUAUAGUUGCAAAGAUGGAUGUUCUUUCGCUCUCCACAAAUAUUGUGCCGAGUUACCACUCAAAUUACAACAUCCACUUCACCCAGAUCAUUCACUUGUCUUGAUAAACACAUGGGGGCAUGAAAAGCACAAUGAAUGCAAUGGCUGUUAUAGCGAUGGCAACACAUUUUUAUACAGAUGUGAAACUUGCAAGUUCUACCUUGAUGUCAACUGUGCAUUUCUACCCAGAACCAUCAAACAUAAAUCCCACAAGCAUCCUCUUAUCCAAGUUAUUGAUCCUCGACCACUUUGUAACGCUUGCGACAUGUGGUCUGAGGGUAUAAGCUAUGCUUGUAAGGCUUGUAGCUUCAUAUUAGGCAUGCAUUGUGCAAUGAGGUCGCCAUAUUCCCUUGGUCAUAGGUAUUGCAAAGGACAUGAAAUUCCAUUGACGUAUCCCCCGGUCAUGGAUCAUCCUGAAGAUUUCUUUUGUGAUAUGAGAAUGAAAUGCACCCCAAAUUCCCCCUCUAUUAUUGUGGCAAUUGCAAAAAUUCUUUUCACCGUCAAUGCAUUAGUCGAAUCGAUUAUUAUUCAAACAUUUUCAAAGAAGGCACCUUGAAUGUUUCCUAUCACAAACAUCCAUUAACAUUUGUUUGGAGAAAGAAAACACCCAAGUAUGUGUGUUCUGUUUGUAAUCAAGAUGUUAAUGGUUAUUUGAUCCUCGAAUGUCGAGCAAGAGUCUGUAAUUUCAAUAUUUGUUAUCGGUG